Molecule: messenger RNA, 1653 nt
Organism: Salarias fasciatus (jewelled blenny)
Lineage: Eukaryota; Metazoa; Chordata; Actinopteri; Blenniiformes; Blenniidae
Product: T-lymphoma invasion and metastasis-inducing protein 2-like
Exons: 14
Coding region: 1-1653 (550 amino acids)
Biological process (GO): activation of GTPase activity; small GTPase-mediated signal transduction
Molecular function (GO): guanyl-nucleotide exchange factor activity
Source: RefSeq, a predicted model, not a curated record
AUGCUGCCGGCCGCCGGCGCCUCCCGGAGGCGACCUCUGACCCCCUGCCCCCUGGCCGGGGGGGCCUCCGCCCGGAGGCGACCUCUGACCCCCUGCCCCCUGGCCGCCGGCGCCCUGUGCUGGAACGUGGACGGUGGAUCUUCUCUCUACCAAACCUUCCCAGAAUGCCGAGUGCCGAACAUCGAGGUCCCCCAAAACCCCUAUGCCCGGGAGGCGGGGCUUCAGACCCGGUCCAGCUGGGAGGCGGGGCUUCAGCCAGCAAGCCCCUCCCACCUGAGCGUCUGUCAGCGUCUCCGCAAAGUCAUUGAGGAGCUGGUCGACACCGAGAGGUCCUACGUCAAGGACCUGCUGCGUCUCCUCCGUCUCUACAUGUCUCCGCUGCAGCAGCAGGAGUUUCUCACAGAGGAGGAGAUGGAGGCGCUGUUCGGCCUGCUGCCCCAGAUGUUGGACUUUCAGCAGGUCUUCCUGUGGACUCUGGAGCAGACGGUGGCUUCCUGCCCCGGCUUCAGCAGCUGGAGCCGGCCAGAGCAGUUCCAGACGCUGCUGGUCUCGCUGGGCUCCUCCUUCCUGCGCCACGCCGAAGGCUUCAAGCUGUACGGCGGGUUCUGCUCGUCUCACAGCAGGGUGCAGAAGGUUCUGGAGCGAGCCAGGACGGACGGCGCCUUCAAGCGCUUCCUGGACGGCAGGAAUCCCACCAAUCAGCACUCGAGCUCGCUGGAGUCGUACCUGAUCAAACCGGUCCAGAGAGUCCUGAAGUACCCCCUGCUGCUCCGGGAGCUGCUGGUCCUCACAGAGCCGGCAAGCCCCCAGCACACACACCUGGCUGAGGCCCUGGCCUCCAUGCUGAGGGUCGUCAGUCACAUCAACGAGACCCAGCAGAUCUACGAGGAGUACGGAGCGCUGUUCCAUCAGCUGACUGCGGAGCCGGGGGGGCGUGGCCAGCAGGUGGGGGACGUCUCCAUGGUGGACUUCCUGCUCCAGUCCUCAGCGGUGUGGCUGAACCCGCUGCCGGGUCUGAGGAAGGAUCCGGAGCUGACGCUGCUCGUCUUCAGGCGGGCCGUAGUCCUGGUCUAUCGAGACAACCAGGACCUGAUCCUCGAUGUUCCACAGACCGGUUCUCCGUCAGCUGAUCCCGACCCCUUCAGGUUCCGCUGGUUCAUUCCGGGUUCGGCUCUCCGGGUUCGACCGGCCUCCAUCGCAGGCUCAGGGGAUCCGUGUGUUUGGGAGCUGAUCCACAGCAGGUCGGAGGCGGAGGGACGACCGGAGACGGUGUUCCAGCUGUGCAGCAGUGGCUUGGAGACGAAGGCGAGCGUCCUGCGAGCGCUGCGUUCCCUCCUCCGGGAGCGAGCGCACCACCCCUCCCUCAGGACCAUCGCCAGACCUUCUGGCUUCUUCGGCGCAGCUUUGCUCCAUUUCGGGGAUCCAGGAGCUCACGGAGCUCCAGGCACUUGCAGAAUCUUCCGGCUGGUGUUUUGCUGGCCGCCGCCGCUCGAUGCCAGCGCUCCCUCCUCGCCGCCUCUCCCGCCGCUGUCCGUGCACGCCCCGGGCCGCAUUCCGCUCCACAUCCGCGGCUUUCUCCAGCCGUCACACCCGUUGAUUUACAGCCGCUGUAAUCGCACGGAGAUCAUCGCGUGUGUCCAUGUGGACACGUAA